This is a messenger RNA of Glossina fuscipes, 746 nucleotides long. RefSeq names its product 39S ribosomal protein L18, mitochondrial (gene mRpL18). NCBI's taxonomy places the organism in Eukaryota, Metazoa, Arthropoda, Insecta, Diptera, Glossinidae. The record is from RefSeq and is a predicted model, not a curated record. Gene Ontology annotation, biological process: translation. The transcript has a single exon. Bases 121 to 699 code for a protein of 192 amino acids. Gene Ontology annotation, cellular component: ribosome; mitochondrion. Gene Ontology annotation, molecular function: 5S rRNA binding; structural constituent of ribosome.
AUUGCCAUAUUGAAAUUUCCUUCAUACGGCUCUGUUAACCAAAACAAAACUGUGUUUGACCAGCAAUUUUUUUUUGCUAAAUUUAGCAUUUGCUAUUAAUUAAAGUUCAAAAGGAUUCCGAUGACCGCUCGUUAUAAAGCCCCGUAUCCAGCUUAUGUGUUACGUAAAGUAAAACAACUAAUUGCGCCCAAAGAGGAUGCUAUAUAUAUGAUAAAUCGUAAUCCUCGUAAUCUGGAAAGAUUGCGCAUUGGGUACAAGCCGGACGGUUUUCACUUGGAAAAGCCUGGACGUUCGUUUUGGCAUAAACUAGAAGUUAACGUAAGUGGUCGUUCAGUGACAGCCGAGGUGAAGCACUUCCAGAAUGGUGCGGUUAUUACGGCGAGCACUUCAGAAUGGGCUAUCCAAAAGCAAUUAUUUAAGACUAAAGAUACAUCAGCGUUUAUUAACUUAGCUCGGGUCCUAGCAAUGCGUUGUCAGCAAUCGGGCAUAACAGAAAUGUCGUGCAAUGUUGAAGCGGUACCAAAUAGCAAAGUGGAUAAAUUCCUUAAAACCAUCCAACAGGAGGGAAUAAACUUAAAAGAACUACCCCGCUACAAGUUAUCAAAGCCUUGGGAUGUCGAUAGGCCUGAUAAACCUUGGGAAAUAUUAGAAGAACAUAUUUCAAAAGCAAAAUCUACGCCUAAUAAAAUCCUUCAAUAAGAAGAUAUGAAUGUUUAAUAAAUGUUAUAUUUUUAUUUCACGCCGCA